This is a messenger RNA of Cimex lectularius (bed bug), 2618 nucleotides long. RefSeq lists its product as uncharacterized. The record is from RefSeq and is a predicted model, not a curated record. The transcript has 5 exons. Lineage: Eukaryota; Metazoa; Arthropoda; Insecta; Hemiptera; Cimicidae. Bases 256 to 2469 code for a protein of 737 amino acids.
CUGAACAGAUGUUUUGAUCUGAUCAUCUGGUCAAAAUUAAAAAGAAACCGACUCACCUGUUAUGGGAGUGCCAUAAUUGUUAGAUUCAAACUUCUAAAUUUUUAGCUCUUUCCUCCCUUAAGAUACUUGUUUCCAUUGAAAUCAUGAUCCCCGGAAACCGAAGGAAAUUUUAAAAGGAAGAGAAAAAUCGGCGUGAAAGCUCGUUGGAACAAAAAUUAAGUUUUAUAGCAACCUUCCUUAUGACCAUCUUGUAGGAUGAAUCGUACAAACCGCGAAUCAAUUAGGAAAGGAGACAAGCAGCUUUCUUCACCGACCUUUUGGGAUGAGGCGAACAGCGCUGAGAAGAUAAUCUCGGCAUCUCGGCUCAAGGAAUUGGGCAAAUCCGAAGCUGCUGAGUGUCUCGCGUUGACCGUCUUGGAGCGGAUGACGAAGCAGCAGUUCUCCCAAAUCCAGACUCUCGAGUCUGCCCUAUUGAAAGAUGGCGUAAUCGUAACUAAGGAAAUGAACGAUAUCUUGAGGCAGAUCAUCGAGACGUCCGGCAUCGAGAAGGAGAUGAAGGCAGUUCAUCCGAGACCGCAAGAAGCGGUGCUCCUUGUCAUCCAGCAGAUCUUGCGCAUAUUAAACCAGUCGUGCUCAGAGAUCGUGCAAGUCGAAACCGAGGACAAGAGGUCCCUGUCGGUCCCCAAACGGAUGAACCAGUUGAUGAACGAAGCGAAAAAGCUAGGAAUCGGAGACUUGAACCUUCCGCCGAUCGUCUACGCCAACGAGAGGGCUCGCCUCGCCAUGAUCGAAAGGCAGAUCAAAGGGAAAAUGAAACUUAAGAACUUACACGAUAAAAUGGAAAGAAAUCGUGCGCCCUCAGGUCUCAAGACGGACAGAAGUCUUGUUAAGAAACACGCCGAAGUGAAGAAACGGAUUCGCAGGGUCAUAUCCAUUCGGGAGAAAAUGAAGGCAGAAAUAGCACAGGAAAAUAAGGAAUGCGUUAGAGCGAAGCCAGAAUCAUUGCCUUCGAGGACUUCCAAAGAGGAAAAAUCAGAAACGCCAAAGUCGAUCCAGAAAAAUAGGAAUAAUUCAAAUUUAUUCGUAGUUGAAAAUGAGCCAGUUAACUCGGAUGCUAGUAAACCGUCGGUGAUGAAGAAUACCUCGGAGGACACUGCCGUGUUGGAAGUCAUCGAAACGGCCCUAACGCGGAAGAUGAGAGAAGAAGAGGGGCUUUCCUUCUGCCCGUUCACGGGAAAAAUCAAGUCAGACGAGUUUCUUUUUGGUUUGCCUACAAUGCACGGAAUCUACUCGGGAAACAUCCUCAAUGUCAAUAUCGUACAAGUGGAAAACGACACAGGCGAUAAAAGUGAAAAAAUUGAAGCCACUAUCAAAGACAGUCUGAUUAACGAGGAAAAGGAAUGUGAAGAGCGAUCGUCAGUAGAAUUUUCUUCUGAAGUUGAAGUAAUGCCCGACCACCUCGAGUCCGAAUCCAAUAAAGAAUAUUUCACUAUAAUAAAAGACGAAGUACCCGUGAGUUCUCAAGGAUCCGAAAUGUUUUCAAAAAUUCAUAACGUUCAAUACAGCUACGCGGAAAAAGAAAAUUUUGUUAAAGAAAUCAAUAUAAAUUCUCCUGAUAUAAAAGUAUCAUCUGAGCCUUUGUUGCCUUCAGCCACGUUGAGGUCACCUUCGAAGCCUAACGUAAAUUUCGGGUCGAGAGUCGACCUUCAUGAGAACGCAGAGAAACGUACACAAUCUUGCAAGAAAAUUGUUCUAAAACCGGAAACAAACGAGAAGAAGCAGGAUCAAGGGGCAAGCGAUUCCGCCCGUCAUAUAAUUCACCUGUUAUUGAAUAACGUGUUUGCCGGAAGAAACGAAUCUCCCAAUAUUCCGCUAGACGACACUCUGAAGAGCGAGGAGGAGUUCCUACGGGACGAGGUCGCCCAACGGAGGUGUUGCGAGUCCGUGAGGGUUCGCAAUUCCCGCUGGCCUUUCGAAAUCAAGUACAAAUCUAGCGGAGGACCUUGCAGUUCUUCCAAAGGGAGGCUAAGCGAGGAAGAAGAGCAGAUUGAAGAAUUUCUAUCCGCCUCGGACGUUAUGAAGGAGGAACAGAUUAGCCGGCCGGACCCAUCGGGAUCGUCCAAUUUGAGGACUUUCGAUUUUGAAGGUCUACCCGGGGCCGAGUUCGACAUCGAUGAAAUACGCCCGUGUCCAUUGACACUGGAAGGCGAAAGCUCGUCCAAAUGGUUUCGAAGUACGCCUAGUCAAUCUGGCGACCCACUCGUCGUCCCUGUUCCAAAAAAAUUCAGAAAAAGCGAGGCCUACGCUGCCUUCCUCCUUAGCGUUUUCCUCGGCGUAGGAGCUAUGGGAUAUUUCACUUCCACCGGGCAACAUAUAGUAUCAAACAUAGUAAUGCCUGCCAGUAAUGCUUUAGAGAAAGCUCUUAACGUCCUCGACAGCAUACCGAUACCAAAGCCGUGGAAACGAUGAACUAAACUCACGAAGGGAAGAAAAAAUGUUGAAAUUAAAACAUAAAAAUUAUAUUUUUCUUCACUUUUCAAAAGUGAGAAGCGUUUAGCUGUGCAUGUCGUUUAUUGUGUAUCAAUUUUUAUCAGAUAAAACGUGGUUUAAAAAGUGUA